AUGAAGAUCGUGAAAGCUCAGUCUGCUGUGCCGAUAGAAUGGCUUUGGGAUUUUGAAGAUGCAGAACGAGAUGCUUAUCUGGUUGACAGCCAACAUAAGACUUCCUUGCUCUUCGGAAUAUUCUACGUUGACAAGUUCGCCUCCAAUGGUGCAGUACACCUUCAAGACGUGUUUAAAAAAGCUCAGGAAUUUUUUAAAGUAUGGAAUGAUCAUUACCCUUGGUCAGAGUAUAAUGGUAUAUCGAUGAGCUUGGAAAAAAUGGAGGAUGGCACCAAGUUCAUUUAUGGACAAUUGUGUGUAGAGAAUAAUGUGAAGGAAGAGGAAUCCUUGGUAUUGGGUUUGCUGGUUCAGUUAUCUUCCAAUCUGGGGCCACAGGUUUUUAUGCGUAUCUGUGACACUGAUGGGGACUUCCUUAUGACAGAAACGAUAUCCAAGGAGAUCGUAAACCCUGGAUGCAACCGAUUAUGGCUACAAUGUGGGAGAUUGAAAUUGAUACCUGCUUCUGACGGUCACGGAGUGAGUCCUUUGGAUGCCCUGGAGUUUCUUAAAAACUCUUAUUUCAAAUGCACGGACUUCAAUUCUAUGAAUCAAUAUAUCGCCACGAAGGUGACAAACGAAUUCCCAGACAAGUUUCUAUCAAAUCUUGCUAGGUUACAACUGGUUAUCGAGAAUAAAGAGAAUUGCAAGGUUUUACUAGAAAAUCCGCGAUUAAUAAGCUAUCUGCUUAAAUGCUUGAAUGAUGAGGAAAUAGUUGUCUCAAAGUCGCCACCUUCGAAUAAUAGUAAAAAAAUUGAACUACUGGUUCCCAAAGGACACUGCAAUAUUAUACCUUUUUUUUAG
Messenger RNA from Torulaspora delbrueckii, 840 nucleotides. RefSeq lists its product as uncharacterized. The record is from RefSeq and is a predicted model, not a curated record. The transcript has a single exon. NCBI's taxonomy places the organism in Eukaryota, Fungi, Ascomycota, Saccharomycetes, Saccharomycetales, Saccharomycetaceae. Gene Ontology annotation, cellular component: nucleus. Bases 1 to 840 code for a protein of 279 amino acids.